GCGCGCGCUUUUCCCAGAAACACCCGCCUGGCCACGUGACCUCUUCGGCAGCACCUGCAGCCUCUCGGGCCCCGCCCCGGCCCGGCCACAUAAAAACGCCGGCCCCCCGCUUCCCCGCGAGACGAAACUUCCCGCCCCAGCGGCUCUGGCACCCAGGGUCCGGCCUGCACCUACCCUCCUGGCCUGGACGCUGGUCCGACACCUGCGACUUCAUGUGUGCGCGCUGGCCACACCGGCAGCCACACCUGUAGCCCCCCAGCCCUCGGUCCACACCUGUGACCCCGACCCCCGUGACACCUGGCCCCCACACGGCCUGGCUUCUGCAGUGACCCGAGCGUUGCCGUCCCGUUGUGACACCUGACCGCCGUCUAGCCCCGCAGAGGGAGCGAUGGCCUUGGCUUCGCAGAGGGCAGCCCCACGCGUGCUGUUCGGAGAGUGGCUCCUUGGGGAGGUCAGCAGCGGCCGCUACGAGGGGCUGCGGUGGCUGGACGAGGCACGCACCCGCUUCCGCGUGCCCUGGAAGCACUUCGGGCGCAAGGACCUGAGCGAGGCGGACGCGCGCAUCUUCAAGGCCUGGGCCGUGGCUCGCGGCAGGUGGCCGCCCAGCAGCAGCGGAGGUGACCAGCCGCCCUGCGAGGCUGCGGAGCGCGCCGGCUGGAAAACCAACUUCCGCUGCGCCCUGCACAGCACGCGUCGCUUCGUGAUGCUACGGGACAACUCGGGGGACCCUGCGGACCCCCACAAGGUGUACACGCUCAGCCAGGAGCUGGGCUGCCGAGAAGGCCCAGGCACGGACCGGACAGAGGCAGAGGCCCCCAUGGCUGACCCACCCUCCCAGGCUGGGACCCCAGGGCCAUUCCUAGCACAAGGAGAUGCUGAAGUCCAAGUCCCAAGCCUCCUCCCUGCCCCAGCCGGGGACCAGCAGGACCUCCUGCUUCAGGCGAUGUGGCAGAGCUGCCUGGGGGACAAUCUGCUGACAGCAUCAUGGGGGGCAGAUCCAGGCCCAGCCAAGGCUCCUGGAGAGGGACUGAACGCGCUUUCCCCGACUGGGGGCUAUGCUAGAGACUCAGGGCUCCCUGCUGGGGAGCUGUACAAAUGGGCAGCAGAGGGGACCCCAAGCCCCAGGACCCAGCCCCCGGCCCUAAUGGCAGGCGAGGCCACGGCCCCAGAGCCCCUGCACCAGGCAGAGCCAUACCUGGCCCGCUCCCCAGGUGCCUGCACUGUGGUGGGAGAGCCCGGCCCAGGGGUGCUGGACGUGACCAUCACCUACAAGGGCCGCACGGUCCUGCAGCAGGUAGUGGAGCGCCCGAGCUGUGUGUUCCUGUAUGGCCCCCAGGGCCCAGCCAUCUGGGCCACAGACCCUCAGCCGGUGGCAUUCCCCAGCCCUGCUGAGCUUCCGGACCAGAAGCAGCUGCGCUACACGGAAGAGCUGCUGCGGCAUGUGGCCCCCGGGCUGCAGCUGGAGCUUCGGGGGCCGCAGCUGUGGGCUCGGCGCAUGGGCAAGUGCAAGGUAUACUGGGAGGUUGGCGGCCCCCCAGGCUCCGCCAGCCCCUCCACCCCAGCCUGCCUGCUGCCUCGCAACUGUGACACCCCCAUCUUCGACUUCAGAGUCUUCUUCCAAGAGCUGGUGGAAUUUAGGGCACGGCGCCGCUGCAACUCCCCACACUGCACCAUCUACCUGGGCUUCGGCCAGGACUUGUCAGCCGGGAGACCCAAGGAGAAGAGCCUGGUCCUGGUGAAGCUGGAGCCCUGGCUGUGCCGAGUGUACCUGGAGGGCACGCAGCGCGAGGGGGUGUCGUCCCUGGACAGCAGCAGCCUGAGCCUCUGCCUGUCCAGCGCCAACAGCCUCUACGAUGUCAUCGAGGGCUUCCUUAUGGAGCUGGAGCAGCCUGCCUAGAGCUGGCCGUGGCCACCCAGUCUAAUAAAAAGAGCCCCAGAACA
Callithrix jacchus (white-tufted-ear marmoset) is the source of this 1941-nucleotide messenger RNA. It is a transcript of the gene IRF7, whose product is annotated as interferon regulatory factor 7. Gene Ontology annotation, molecular function: DNA-binding transcription factor activity, RNA polymerase II-specific; RNA polymerase II cis-regulatory region sequence-specific DNA binding; protein binding. Gene Ontology annotation, cellular component: nucleus. The record is from RefSeq and is a predicted model, not a curated record. NCBI's taxonomy places the organism in Eukaryota, Metazoa, Chordata, Mammalia, Primates, Cebidae. Gene Ontology annotation, biological process: regulation of transcription by RNA polymerase II; immune system process.